This is a messenger RNA of Cydia fagiglandana, 2357 nucleotides long. RefSeq lists its product as uncharacterized. The record is from RefSeq and is a predicted model, not a curated record. Bases 1 to 1800 code for a protein of 599 amino acids. Lineage: Eukaryota; Metazoa; Arthropoda; Insecta; Lepidoptera; Tortricidae. The transcript is spliced from 2 exons.
AUGUUAGCUCGGGCUGGUUGUUACCAGCCCGUGCUAACAUCUCUCAUCAUCAUCAUGGUGUUCCAUGAGAACCACCAUGGUCCGCCACAAAACGUGAUUGAUCCAAAUUCUAUAGCAGCUGACGGAGACGAUUCUCAAGCAGAAUCGAGUAUUACACAAAACGCAAACGGAACCAUGGCCUUGGCUUCUUCUAACGGAGGAAAUAAUAAAGGUCGGGCCAAAACACAAGUCAGCGGAACAUACGCAGGAAGUGGCACAUUUGAAGCUCAAGCUGAAAUAAGUGACGAAAGUAAAGGAGCACAAAGUGAAGUAUCAGGAGGAAAACACGGCGCAAUCAGUAUUGCUCAAGGACAUAGCAGGAAUAGUAAAUCACAAGCGAAUGUUAAUCUUGGCUCUGAAACUGGCUCUUUAACCUCGGGUGCUCAAAGCGAUGGAGUAAUGCAUUCAUCUAAUACCCAGGUCCAAGGUGGAGUUAAAGGAGGAUCAGCGGAGGCCCAAGCUCGUGGUCCAGGAAGUACUUCUUCCCAGGCUCAGAUCGGUUUUACCCCAUUUAAAGAUAGCGAUAAAGCAAAUCAUGACCUAUUUAAAACCCCAUUUGUAGGCGCUGGUAAAGCGUCUUCUCAUUCUAACGGGCGCAUAGGAGAGUCACAAUCACAGCUGGAAGGCACAUUCAAAUAUGGAAUCAAAUAUACUGGAGCAGCUCAAUCGGGAGCUAGUUUGGAUAAAGAUGCAGUAUUCGCCAGUCGACUACCUUUCAACAAAAUCGACGUUUUUGAUAAAAGCGAUGUAAAUAUAAACGUUGAUGACACAGAGAGACCACCAGAGGUAACACCUUUGCCUUUGCCUGACAUAAAUGACGUACAAAACAAUGUUCUCAAUAUAACCGAAAAACCACAGGACCAGUCUAGAAGCAGAAUGGCCAGUCAUAGCCACCUGGAUCACCAUAUUCCUGGCAAUGAGAAUAAAGCAGCUCCCACAAGCCCGCCUCCAGCAGGAAACACACGAUCGUUCCAACCGCCAUAUGCAAAUAAUAACGAUUUCGACUAUACGAGUGAUAAAGAAGAUAAUCCUACAGAAGAUUACGAUGCAGACGGAGGGUUUGGCCCUGAAGGUAGUGACCCGGUGGAUGGAGAGUACAACUAUGAUGACUUUGGAAAAGACACCGAGACACAUCAAUCUCUGCAUAGUCCGAGCAGAAAAAGUUUUGAAAUCAAACAAAGUACCGGCGGAAAUACGCAACACAUUGUAUUAGGGGCCUUGCAUGGUCAAGACGCUGUAAUAACACAAAAAAAUACUGAUCCAAGACCAGACGAAAGCAAAGUCUAUCAGCCCGGCGAGAGUGUACCCGGAACCGGAGGUUAUACCAUACCCGUCGGAUUUACAGGGAGCAUCAAAUCAGUGGCUUCCAAGCAAAACACUUACGCCAUUGGGUCGAGACGUUCUCCAUCACAAGCUCAAACAGUGGCAAUAACUCCUGGAAGUGGUAAAGUGAAAUACAUGUACCCUAACCCUAACGUGCCGCCUCACGGGAAAUAUGUAGCGCCAAAGGACUUGCGAUCUUACUCUAAUAACAAUAAAGAUGAUAAUAACAGAUAUGUCUCAGUAUCAAAGACAAUAACAGGAGAUUUAGACGGGGAAAAUAAUAUCAGAAAACAAUAUUCACACACGUAUUACACGAAAUCAUCAUCUUGCGGAUAUUUUACUUUCACUUGCACUAUGGUCAGUGGACCCAGCGGUAGAAAAAAAGUAUGCAAACCUAAAAUGCCCACCAACCCCGAUGGGACACCCAUGAGAUGUUAAAAAUUCCAGAAAUAAAUCUAGCUGAAUUAUGAAUUACUGUUUAAGUUUUAAUUCCGUUCAAUGUGGAAAAUAUUAACAAAAUAUUCGUUUUUAGUUAUUAUUAAAUGCAAAAACACAAUAUUGAAACAUUCAUUAUGCAAUGCAAUUACAACAGGAAUGUUCCGACAAUCCAACAUAGUUAUGUACAUGAAGACAAUAAGUCAUUAUUAGAUUUUUAAUUGCUGUGGAGAGUAGGCACGUAAAUAGAUAAUUUUAGAAAAAAAUAUCGGUGAAAUUUUCAAGUAUUUUACUAAGAUUUCUAUUUAUAGAUGGUCAAGCAGAUCUUGUCAGUAUAAAAAGGCGGCAAAUUUGAAAAAUGUAUGCGCGAAGGGAUAAGGCCUCAUAGAAAAUUUGAAUUUCGCGCCUCUUUCUACUGACAAGAUUUGCUUGACAAUCUAUAGUUAAUAUUACAACAUUCGUAACAAAUGUAACAAUAUUCUCAUCCGUAAGUUUUAUUUAAUUAACUUAAAGAUAUACCGAUGUACAUUCUAUAGUAAGUCCUCGUAAAUUAAGGUGUG